Molecule: messenger RNA, 363 nt
Organism: Gigantopelta aegis
Lineage: Eukaryota; Metazoa; Mollusca; Gastropoda; Neomphalida; Peltospiridae
Exons: 1
Coding region: 1-363 (120 amino acids)
Biological process (GO): DNA replication
Molecular function (GO): nucleotide binding; DNA-directed DNA polymerase activity; DNA binding
Source: RefSeq, a predicted model, not a curated record
AUGUACCUGCAAGUGGAGAGAGGACUUAACAUCAGGAUUAUUGACAGCUUGAAUUUUCUCCCCAUGAAGCUGGCUGCUUUUCCCAAGGCAUUUGGUUUGACGGAACUGAAGAAGGGAUACUUUCCCCAUUAUUUUAACACCCUAGGAAACCAGAAUUAUCGUGGACUGUUUCCCGAACCUAACAUGUAUGGUGCCAAUUACAUGGGAUCCAAGGAGAGAUCAACAUUUCUUAAGUGGCAUGCUGAACAACAGGGAAUAUUCGACUUUCAGAAAGAGAUGAGGGAAUACUGUGUCUCUGACGUCGCUGUUCUCAGAGAAGCCUGCUUAAAAAUUUCAAGCUCUGAUGCUGGAAGCCACUGGUGA